Molecule: messenger RNA, 3341 nt
Organism: Drosophila teissieri
Lineage: Eukaryota; Metazoa; Arthropoda; Insecta; Diptera; Drosophilidae
Product: signal peptide, CUB and EGF-like domain-containing protein 3
Exons: 11
Coding region: 259-3174 (971 amino acids)
Molecular function (GO): calcium ion binding
Source: RefSeq, a predicted model, not a curated record
UAGAAAAUACCUGUUUAUAGGUAGGCAACUAAAAUAUUAUUAAAUUAUUAAAAUCGAUUUAAAAGUGAGUUUAGGGGUAUAUUAAAAAAUCAAGAACAUUAAUUGCGUUUAUUUGCAUUAGGUAAGUGCGUACUUUUAGGCGGAUAUUUUUAUGCAAGUUUGCUUUACAAAACAUUUACUUUAGACUGCUGUUUUUUUAAGUGAUCGCAAAAUUUACAUGUUUCUAAAACGAUUGUGAAUGUAAAGGGGCAAAACUGAAUGGCGGCGUCUCUGAUUGUUUUAUACGCACUUAUGUGUAUCGCAUUUUCUGCAGCUUCGUUAAAGGACAUUCCCGAAGUGACUCCCACAUUGGAGAAUUUUUUGCUUUCUCAAUAUGACGUUACCUGCUCGAGUCCUCCGACUAUUAAACACGGUAGGGCGUCCGUGGAACUUCGCCGAAGUGGAGAACAUGUCUUUCUUGUUACUUAUUAUUCCUGCAAGGACAAUUACAGCUUCAAACAUCCCGAAAAAAAUACACUCUACUGUGUGACUGGGAGCUGGUUUGGCUUUAAGCCCACAUGCAUCUUGAACCGGAAGAAGCAAAACAGAAGCAAAAAAAAAAACUGUAGAAUUAAUAAUGGCGGUUGCGCUCAUCUAUGUAACAAACAUACUCAUACUUGCGAAUGCUAUGAAGGCUAUACCCUGAAUACUGAUUUGAAAAGCUGCACAGAUAUCGACGAGUGCAAGGAAUCGAAUGGCGGUUGCGCUCAAGUUUGCAACAACCUUCCUGGUGAAUUCGUAUGCACUUGUACAAGUGGUUUUCAACUAGACGAGUAUAAUAAACGAAAUUGCUUAGACGUUGACGAGUGCGCCGAUCCCGAACUAUCUUGGGACUGUAACGCUGGAUGUGAGAACCUGAAUGGAACAUACAAAUGCCUUCCGUCGUUGGUGGGCAGAGUGGAAGCCACCGAUGGCGCUGGUCUCUCCACGGGUGAAAUAGUGUGCAAGUCCGGAUUCAAGCUGUCCGCCGAUGACAGUGAGUGCCAGGACAUUAACGAAUGCGAUUUGGAGGAUACAGAUCCAGAUACUGGGCGAGUGACUCAACGUUACUGCGAGCACAAGUGUGAGAAUACAAUAGGUUCCUAUAUCUGCCAUUGCCCACAAGGAUAUCAUCUACUCGAGGAUCGCCAGCGAUGCAUGUGGGAUGGCGCAAAAUUACCACCAACAAAAACUUCGCCGACCGUUAAGAAAUGCGGUUCCGGAUUUGAACUAUCUGCUAAUGGCAGCACAUGCCAGGAUAUCGAUGAGUGUAAGAAGAACCUGCACCAUUGCAGUCACAUCUGCAGCAAUAAAUGGGGUGGCUACUUGUGCUCGUGUCCCCGAGGAUGGAAGCUUAUAAACAACACCACCUGCAAGGAAACUCCAAGAGUAACCCAACCUUCAUACGACAUAUGCCCUCUAUUUAAGGAGCCAACCAACGGAAAGGCUUCCUGCCACAAGUAUCUCGAAAAUGGCUUCCACCACACUCGUUGCAACAUCACCUGCAACGCGGGUUAUGUGUUGCAGGGUUCACAAUUCGCCAGUUGUGGACGCACCGGACUUUGGUCUAGUCCAGAGGCCAAGUGUGUGGCUUCGUUAAAGGGCAUUCCCGAAGAGACUCCCACAUUGGAGCAUUUUUUGCUUUCUCAAUAUGACGUUACCUGCUCGAGUCCUCCGAUUAUUAAACACGGUAGGGCGUCCGUGGAACUUCGCCGAAGUGGAGAACAUGUCUAUCUUGUUACUUAUUAUUCCUGCAAGGACAAUUACAGCUUCAAAAAUCCCGAAAAAAAUGCACUCUACUGUGUGACUGGGAGCUGGUUUGGCUUUAAGCCCACAUGCAUCUUGAACCGGAAGAAGCAAAACAGAAGCAAAAAAAAAAACUGUAGGAUUGAUAAUGGCGGCUGCGCUCAUCUAUGUAACAAACAUACUCAUAGUUGCGAAUGCUAUGAAGGAUAUACCCUGAAUACUGAUUUGAAAAGCUGCACAGAUAUCGACGAGUGCAAGGAAUCGAAUGGCGGUUGCGCUCAAGUUUGCAACAACCUUCCUGGUGAAUUCGUAUGCACUUGUACAAGUGGUUUUCAACUAGACGAGUAUAAUGAACGAAAUUGCUUGGACGUUGACGAGUGCGCCGAUCCCGAACUAUCUUGGGACUGUAACGCUGGAUGUGAGAACCUGAAUGGAACAUACAAAUGCCUUCCAUCGUUGGUGGGCAGAGUGGAAGCCACCGAUGGCGCUGGUCUCUCCACGGGUGAAAUAGUGUGCAAGUCCGGAUUCAAGCUGUCCGCCGAUGACAGUGAGUGCCAGGACAUUAACGAAUGCGAUUUGGAGGAUACAGAUCCAGAUACUGGGCGAGUGACUCAACGUUACUGCGAGCACAAGUGUGAGAAUACAAUAGGUUCCUAUAUCUGCCAUUGCCCACAAGGAUAUCAUCUACUCGAGGAUCGCCAGCGAUGCAUGUGGGAUGGCGCAAAAUUACCACCAACAAAAACUUCGCCGACCGUUAAGAAAUGCGGAUCCGGAUUUGAACUAUCUGCUAAUGGCAGCACAUGCCAGGAUAUCGAUGAGUGUAAGAAGAACCUGCACCAUUGCAGUCACAUCUGCAGCAAUAAAUGGGGUGGCUACUUGUGCUCGUGUCCCCGAGGAUGGAAGCUUAUAAACAACACCACCUGCAAGGAAACUCCAAGAGUAACCCAACCUUCAUACGACAUAUGCCCUCUAUUUAAGGAGCCAACCAACGGAAAGGCUUCCUGCCACAAGUAUCUCGAAAAUGGCUUCCAUCACACUCGUUGCAACAUCACCUGCAACGCGGGUUAUGUGUUGCAGGGUUCACAAUUCGCCAGUUGUGGACGCACCGGACUUUGGUCUAGUCCAGAGGCCAAGUGUGUGGCCUCGUUUGCAACAAGUUGUCCAGUUUUGAAAACUCCCAGCAAUGGACGUUUCUAUCCGGAGAGCUGCAGUAGUGGCCCAUCCAAAUCACAAGCGGUUUGCAAACUGUUAUGCGAUCGUGGCUAUUCGCCCACCAUGGACGUGCAAAGGGUUUGCGUGGUUCUGUUUGGCUGGAUCGAAAGGAGGGGGCAAGCCAAUGGGACAAAAUAUGUAAAUUCCCAAUCCGACAAACAUGCCGAGCUCUGCGUGAAGGUUGCAGGUCUGCAUUAAAUUAUACUUUACAGUUGAUGAUAAAAGUUUCUACUAACAAUAAACUUAACAUGAACUGCUGCACUGAAACUCAGUUCCGAUCGGAAUUGAAAAAGCUAACUAUAGUUAGCCGGCGCGCCCAAAUGGGCUGAAAUAAUAGAAAAGAAGGACACAAAGAGGCUCCAAGA